AUGUCUUCGGGCUCAGGGGACACGUUUGACUUGAAGAUGAUGAGCCUGGUUCAGAUCUCCUCCAUGCUGCUGUGUUACCUUUGUCUGUCUGAGGGGAAGAUUUCAGAAUAUCAACUGGAGUCUGAGACCCUGAGUCAGUGUGAGUCUCUACGUGGUGGUAGUUCUGUCCGGCAACAAGACCAUGUCCCCCAGUGCUCAGAGGACGGGCGAUUCAGACACAUCCAGUGCAGCGGUGCUGGUGGUGAGUGCUGGUGUGUGAACGCAGAGGGAGCUGAGAUCUCUGGAUCCAGACAGAACGGAUCAGCUGUGUACUGUCUGACGUCCUGCCAGCUCCACAGACAGCAGGCCCUGCUGAGUGGUGAUGCCCCCCUGGUGCCCCAGUGCCAGGCCUCUGGGGAGUACCAGGCGGUGCAGUGUGACAGCGCCCGGGGACAGUGCUGGUGUGUAGACCUGGAAGGCAUGGAGCUCUAUGGGACCCGGCAGAACGGAAAACCCUCUCAGUGCCCAGGCAGCUGUGAGGUGAGGUCGAGGCGUCUCCUCCACGGCGUCGGGGAGCGCUCCCCCCCUCAGUGCUCGGCCGACGGCUCCUUCCUGUCCGUGCAGUGCAAGUUUGUCAACACCACUGACAGGAUGGUCUUGGACCUGCUGCACACGUUCAACAGGUUCCCUAAAGUAUUCCAGACGUUCAGCAGCUUCAGACAGAUGUUCCCAGAGGUGUCCAGUUACUGUUUCUGUGCUGACAGCAGAGGCAGGGAGCUCCCCAGCACAGGUGUGGAGCUGCUGCUAGAUGAGGUGUACGACACCGCCUUCUCAGGUCUGGACUCAGGCCGCUCCUUCUCGCAGACCAACAUGUACCGCAUCCUACAGAGGAGGUUCCUGGCCAUCCAGCUGGCGAUGAGUGGCAGGUUCAGAUGCCCCAGCCCUUGUGAGAGCGAGCGGUCCGCUGGUGCCCAAGCUGGCAAUGUGUUUGUGGCGUCCUGUGCUUCCGACGGGGGUUACGUGCCAACCCAGUGCCAGGCGGGUGGGCAGUGCUGGUGUGUCGACCCCACAGGGAAGGAGAUCUUUGGGACACGACAACAUGGAGGACACCCUGACUGUGGGGCUGGAGUGAAGGACUGUACCUCUGAGCGUCGCCAGGCCCUCUCCAGGCUCCUCUCCAGCCCCUCAGGUCAGGUGCCAUCAGCCAAGAACUCACAGACACAACCAGUCCCAAGCCCCCUGUCUCCAUGCAGCCCCCAACUCCAACAGCUCCUGCUGGGGACUCUUGGAGAGUCCCUUUCCGAGCGAUCCGAUUUAGGAGACAUCCUGGCUGAGACGAUUCAGGGGAUGUUCCCUAGCGGGGCCAUGGCCCUCAAGGCCCUGUCUCUAGCCUCCAACCCCAAGAGACUCCAGGAGAACCUGUUCGGAGGGAAGUUCUUAGGGAACGCUGGGAUGUUUAACUUCACUGGGGCCGUCGGUGUCAGCGGCACGUUGACUUUCAGUCAAGCCAGUCUGACAAACAACCAAGAUCUGGUUCAACUCAUCAGCGCCACCCUGGAAAACGAAGACUUCCUCUCCACCUUACGCCAAACCAUCCUCUUAUCCAAAGCCGAGGACAGCACCCAGCUAGGUGAGCUGUUCAGGGUCUUGUUUGAGGGCGCCCAGUCCGGUGGUGCUGGUUGUGAGAGGGAGCCCUCUGCCCUGUACGUGCCCAGCUGUGAUGACAGAGGCCAGUAUCAGGAGAUCCAGUGCCAAGGCUCGGAGUGUUGGUGUGCUGACCCCCAGGGUCAGGAGGUCACGGGGUCACGCUUCAAUGGUCAAAGGCCAAGGUGUCCGUCACGAUGCGAGAGGGAGCGAGCGGCUGCUCAGAAGGUGAAGUCAGGCCAGGCUGCUGGGGUAGAGGUGUUCAUGCCGAAGUGUGCGGAGGACGGGAGCUACGUGGCGUUGCAGUGUCUGGGAAAGAGUUGCUUCUGUCUGGACCUCCUGGGAGAGAGACACGCCACUGUCCCUGUAGGACAGACUGUUCAGUGUCCCCCCCCCCUGUCUCCCCUUCCCUCCCCAGGGUCAGCUCCAGGCUCCUGUUCCCUGGCGGUGGCUGAGGUGGACCAAUUCCAGGAGGAGGCUGAGCGUCUGGCCCUCCUCUCCAACAGCUCCCACAUCCCCCUGGGCUACAGCUACCUGCUGGCUGAAGGUCUCCGUCUGACCUCUGACGAGCUACUCCACGCCCUCUCCUCCGACCAGACCACGCUGCUCUCUGAUAGGCUGCUGAGCCACUCACACUCUGCUCUACGACUUGCUGCCCACUCCACUCUGCGGUUCUAUUGGCAGAGCCAGCAGGCAGCAUCUGUGGAGGAGAGACAGUCUCUACUGCUGGGCUACCAGCCCUACAGGCCCCAGUGUGAUGCCCACAGACAGUGGCUGCCCACCCAGUGCCACCCCAGCACAGGUCAGUGUUGGUGUGUGGAUGAGGAAGGAGGAUACAUCCCAGCUUCCCUGACCAGUCGCUCCCUCCAGAGACCACAGUGCCAGACCCGGUGUCAGAGAGGUUAUGCUCAGGCUCUGCUCUCUGAUUGGACACAGUCCUCCUACGACCCAACUUGUGAAGUGAGUGGCCAGUUCUCUGUGCUCCAGAAGGGGUCUUCUGGUGGAGGUGGAGCCUGGUGUGUCAGUCCUGUUUCUGGGGAAACCAUCCAGCCUGCUACCCUGAGUCCCAGUGGAGACCCGACAUGUCCGAGCUGGUGUCUGUUGUUGACAGGCAGAGGUCAGUCUGUGGUGGGUUAUGAGCCUGAGUGUCAGCUGGAUGGAAGGCUGUUCUCCCCGCUGCAGUGUGACCAGACAGACUGCUGGUGUGUGUCUCAGACAGAUGGACAGGAGCUGCCUGGAACCAGGACGUCACGUGGCACCGGGAAGACCCCAGCCUGUGACAGUCCCCAGUGUCCCUCUCCGUUCUCUGACAUCCCCGUUACCUACGGUGACGUGGUCUGUCGCUCUGACGUGAUUGGUGGCCAGCAGAACUGUGACCUCAUCUGUCACCUGGGUUACGAAAGCACACUUCCUGUAAACAUGCAGUUACUGUGUGACGUGGAGACCAGAGCCUGGGUGACAGAGGCCCCACUUCCUCAAGCCUGCCAGAGACUUCAGGUGCUGCAGACCGUCCAGACCUCUGUGGUGCUCCAGCUCACCCUGCCUCCAGGCCAGGGACCCUGCAGCUCCUCCCUCCACUCCAGCCUGCAGACCUCUCUACUCCACGACAUGAGGGCCAAGGGUCUUUGCAGCCUGCAGCUGGCGUCCGUCUCUGUGUCAACGUGUGAUGAGUCGUCCGUCUCCGUAGAGUGUGUGAGUGAGGAAAGCGUCAGUGUUCAGGUCAGCUGGAGGGCUCUUCUCUCAGACCUUCCUGUCUCUGUUCUGCCUGACCUGCAUGACGUCGAUGUAGCGCUCAGUGAGGACAGGCUGUUGGAUGGGCUGCUAGGCCUGAUGGGUAGUGACCCCUACCGCUCUCUCUUGACCUCUGAACCCAGAGUCCUCUCUACCUCAGCACCCAACUUUGGCUGUUCCCAUGGCUACCAGCGUGUUGGAACAGGAUGUGUGGUGUGUCCUGCGGGUAUGUUUUCCAGUGGAGGUAUGUGUUCUCCCUGUCCUCAGGGCUCCUACCAAGACCAGGAGGGGUCAGACUUCUGUACCAUGUGUCCUAAAGGCACGUCCACUAACGGAGCUUCCACUGCCACACACUGUUUGACAGAGUGCCAGCGCAGUGGCCUGAGGUGUUCAGAGGGAGGGGACUUCCUGUCGGCCCAGCAGGACAUCCAGACCAGGAGGUGGCGCUGUGUCACAUCCAGCGGAGAACAGCUGGAGUGGACAACCACUGGCCAGCCUCUGUCUGAGGGAGAAUGUUCAGUUCUGGAGAGGUUUGAGACAGUUCCCAGAUCAGCGUUUUCUCUUGCAGCAGAAGACCAUGUGGUCCUCAGCUCAGAGACGUCAGACACGACCAUGGAGAAACAACUCAGGACGUGUGUGUCAGCUUGUGCCCAGGUCCAGACUUGUCUUUACGUCGUCCUUUACGCUGAAGAGGGACAAAGUCACUGUGAACUCUACAGCACCGACGCUGCUAACAUCCGAUGCCAAACCUCUGAGCAAACCAAAGGGUUCCUGGGAAAUGCAGGUGCUGAUAUGUUCCAGAACCUGAGCUGUUCUCUGAAGGUGAACGGGGCUGACAGACAGAACGUCACGGUCAUCAGGAAGAAAGGUCAUGAGUUCACCACUAAGGCCCAGAAGACCUUUGAAAGGUUGAGUUUCCGUAAGGCCAGUUCCGGUGUUUACCGUACCGUGGUGUUUGCAGCUGAAGGAACCACUCUGACCGACGUCCAUCGUUUCUGUCAGGACGAGUGUUCCCAGAACACCUGCUGUGACGGCUUCAUCCUCAACCAGAACGUUCUCAGCGGAGGUACCAUUAUGUGUGGUCUGCUGAGCUACCCAGACAUGUUGCUAUGCAGUGAGGCAGACUGGGACGUGUCUGGCCUGGCCCAGGCAAACAGGAUCUGUGGGGCUGGAGUCACCUACAAUAAACUGAAGAAACAGUUCAUCUUUAACUUUGGAGGACAAGACUUCACCAUCACGGAUACAGCUCUGCCAACAUCAAGCAAGAACAAAACUGACUACCAGGCCACCAUUAUUGGGUUCCAAGGCAUUUACCUCUGGAAAGAGUCUGACAUGACCACUCGUCCCAAGACCUCCCCAGCCUGUAGCAGUGUCCUCCCACAACAAGCCCCCGGAGUGGUUCUGUCGGAUGCAGUGAAGGAGAUGUUUGUGGCCCUGGGCAGCAGUGCUGUUGUUGUGGACUCUGAACGGGACAUCCCCAGUCUGCAGUACUGGAUCUUUAAACACCAGUUCUCUGCACAGGAGGCUCAGCUGUGGUGUCUGAAACGCUGUGAGGAGGAGGAGCUGUGCCACUUGGCUGAUGUGAGAGAUGAGAGCUCAGUGUACUUUACCUGCGCCCUGUACCCAGACACCCAGGUGUGUGGGGCCUACGACAAACCCCUGAGACAGGCCUGCAGCCCUGUGCUCCCCCAGCAACCCCACACAGCUCACACCAAGAAGGUUGAUCUGACUGGAAGUGUGGAGAGUUUUUACAGCCGUGUUCCCUUUAAGAAGAUGGUGUCUUAUUCCGUCCGUAGCCGCGUCAACCUGAGUGCCAAGCCUAUCACUGAGGGGUUCCGUGAGUGUGAACGGAGAUGUGAUGAAGACCCGUGUUGCCGUGGAAUCGGAUACGUCAGGGACACACAGUCACCUGGAUCAGACGUUCUCUGCCUGACUCUGAACAGCUUUGGUAUCCAGACGUGUGGUGAAGGAGAACGGACAACCUGGAGAGUCCAGGACUGCACCCCCUCCAAAGUAGAAUCCGGAGUGUAUCCGCUUGGCUGGUACGAGAAACCAGUGAACCAGUGGACUACAUCACCACGCUUGUGCCCCAGUUUCCAACUACGUGUUCCUUCAGAGAAUGUGAGUUUGAGUGAGUGGAAACUCCUGGAUGUGUCCUCUACUCUGGUGGAUCCGUCCGUCUCCACGUUUGACAUUAUUCACAUCAGUAAAGACAUCGCUGAGGACCUGGACAGGACCAGAGACUGGUGUCUGUCUGCCUGUGAGGAGGCUGAGUCCUGUGUUGUGGUGUCAGUGGGGCGGACCGACUCGGCUGUCCGCUGUGUCCUCUACCCAGACACCCUGGCCUGUGGCCCCGCCUCUACCACCCCCGGAGGUCAGGACUGUCGGCUGGUCAUCAGAGAGUCAGCUCUCCAGGUCUACCUCCACAAAGAACCCAAGGCGGCGUUGACGUCAGUGUUUAUCCCGGCUCACGGAACGCUCCAGGGAGAGGCCGUGACAACGCUGCUCGGGUCAGACAGGAAGACAGUCAGACAGUUCUUGGGAGUUCCGUACGCUCGUCCUCCUAUCAGAGCCCUCCGUUUCGUCCCCCCACAGCCUGCUGAUUGGAGUGGGACAUGGAAUGCCACGAUUACCAGACCCAGUUGUCUGCAGCCUGGAGCUGUGGAGUCAUCAGCCAGCAGUGAGGACUGUCUGUAUCUCAACAUCUUCGUCCCCAGCGGCAUCGUAAGGAGUGCAGCGGUCCUGGUGUUCUUCCAUAACCCGUCUGGAGCAGCCAGCGAUGACACAGCAUCUCUACUGGACGGCUCCUACCUGGCUGCCGUCGGCAACAUCGUCGUGGUUACCGUCAACACCAGGGUUGCAGCGUUCGGAUUCCUCAGCACAGGCUCCACAGCCCUGCCAGGUAACGCCGGCUUCCAGGACCAGGUCGCCGCUCUGAAGUGGGUCCAGGAGAACAUGGAGGCGUUCGGAGGUGACCCCAGGCUGGUGACGGUGGGGGCAGAGCGGAGUGGAGCCGACGUGGCCAGCCUACAUCUGACCUCCCCCUCCUCGCGUGGUCUCUUCGACAGGAUGCUGCUCAUGGGUGGUUCCGUGUUCUCCCCUGCCUCAGUGCUGAGUGUAUCUAAAGCCCAGGGGCAGGCUGAGGCUCUGGCCCGGGAGCUGGGCUGUUCCUUCUCCUCUGACCCGGAACAGCUGGGCUCCUGCCUGAGAGCAGCUCCAGCACAGGACCUCAACGCUGCCCAGACCAAGCUGCUGUCAGUCAGCGGGCCCCUGCAGGCUUGGGGUCCAGUGGUGGAUGGGGUCUCUGUCCAGGGGAAACCCUCCAUGGCCCUGAUGAAUGCAGGCUUCCACAGAGCUGACCUCCUGCUGGGCUCCUCCGCAGAGGAUGGACUCAUCAGCAGGGCCAAGAGGAUCAAGAACUUUGAGGAGCUCCAGGGGCGAGCUGACAGUAAAACAGCAUUCUACGAAGCCCUGUCCAACUCUCUGGGUGGAGACGAAGCCAAUGCGUUUGUCAAGGCUGCAGCUAUCUGGUUCUACUCCAUGCAGCACUCUCCCUCUCCAGCUGGCUACAAUCUCUUCUCUCAGGCUCUUAACAGUGCAACCAGAGAUCUCUUCAUUGUGUGUCCCACCAUAAAGAUGGCCAACUUCUGGGCAGCUAACACCAGAUCCAAUGUGUUCAUGUACCACCUGCCUGAGGACACCGCCCAGACCAGUGCUGACCUGUCAGUACCCCUGGAUGUCCACUAUGCCUUUGGCCUCCCCCACAGCCCCCUGACCUACGACCUGUUCACCAACACAGAGAGACGCCUCUCCCUACAGAUGAUGACCUACAUGGCCAACUUCAUCAAGUCCGGAAAUCCCAACCAGGCUCACAGUGUGUCCCGCGUGGCCUUCAGCGAGGCGGCGCUGCCCCUCUGGCAUGCCUUCCAGUCUCACCCUGAGGGGGACAGCUAUAUGGAGGUGGAGCCAGGCCUCAGCAACCACAGGGGCCUCCGCAGGGCCCAGUGCUCCUUCUGGGCCAACUAUGUCCCCUCUCUGACCGCCUCCACUGGCAAACUUUCAUCUGCUGUGUUGGACGGGGAAUCUGCUGGUUUGGGGGCUGGAACUCCAACACCAGAAACCAAGUUUUUUGUUGAUUUCUUGACAACUGUCACCCAGAGCAAACCCAAGUCAGAGAAGGAUGCUUAUAAUUAGAAAGAACAUCCACACAACGUAUCGUCUAAUCUACAUUUAGGGUUUAGCACUCACACACAGUGAGAAAUGACAUGUUGUUUCAGCUGCCAAAGGAGUCGGUAAAUGAAGUGGUGUCAUUUAACUGCCUGUUAGUUUCCAUACAAAUGAAAUAAAACA
This is a messenger RNA of Oncorhynchus masou masou (cherry salmon), 7704 nucleotides long. RefSeq names its product thyroglobulin-like. The record is from RefSeq and is a predicted model, not a curated record. Gene Ontology annotation, biological process: thyroid hormone generation. The transcript has 51 exons. Bases 1 to 7548 code for a protein of 2515 amino acids. Lineage: Eukaryota; Metazoa; Chordata; Actinopteri; Salmoniformes; Salmonidae.